Molecule: messenger RNA, 1920 nt
Organism: Sarcophilus harrisii (Tasmanian devil)
Lineage: Eukaryota; Metazoa; Chordata; Mammalia; Dasyuromorphia; Dasyuridae
Gene: KDELR3
Product: KDEL endoplasmic reticulum protein retention receptor 3
Exons: 5
Coding region: 532-1176 (214 amino acids)
Biological process (GO): endoplasmic reticulum to Golgi vesicle-mediated transport; protein retention in ER lumen
Cellular component (GO): membrane; endoplasmic reticulum; cis-Golgi network
Molecular function (GO): ER lumen protein retrieval receptor activity
Source: RefSeq, a predicted model, not a curated record
GCAGGAGGGGAGUCCCGGCCCCAGCCAGCCGCAGCCACCUCAUCAGGAGGGGCCUCCUUCCCCGCCUCCCUCAGCCCGGCCCGCGGAGGCCCCCCUGCCGCCCACCAGCAACUUGAGGAAGGGGGAGGCCCGGGAUUCCUCGGCUCCACUUCCUGGCUCCCCAGCAGUCUCCUCCCACCCCCGAGGCCCCGGCCAGCCCAGCCACGUCACCGCCUGCUCCGGGACAGGGGAGGAGGCCAGGGUGUCCCGGCCCGCCUGGAAGGCUGCCUGCAAGAGACUGAGCUGACUGGUCCCCAGGCCGGUGGUAGCCCCGACUUGGCGCUGGGCCCCGAGGAGGCAAGGACCGGGAGGCUGGACGGCUGAUUGCCGGAGGGAGCCUGGGGCUGGGGCACGGGAGGGUCCCGGCUCUCCUUGGGCUAGGCGCUCCUACAGGGGAUCAGGGCCGGAGCCAAGAAGGGGACAGCCUUCCCCCAAGGGGGCCGAAAGGAAAGGUCUCGGGAGUACCCGGCCCUGGGGGUGGGCAGCGCCAGCAUGAACCUGUUUCGGAUCCUGGGGGACGUCUCCCACUUACUGGCCAUGAUCCUUUUACUGGUCAAGAUCUGGAGAUCCAAAUCCUGCCGAGGAAUCUCCGGGAAGAGCCAGGUCCUAUUUGCUCUUGUCUUUACAACUCGAUACCUGGACCUGUUCACCAACUUUAUCUCCCUCUACAACACAGUGAUGAAGGUGAUCUUCCUGCUGUGUUCCUAUGUCACCGUAUACAUGAUUUACUGGAAAUUUUAUAAAUCGUUCGACAGCGAGAAUGACACGUUCCGCCUUGAGUUCCUCUUGGUCCCAGUCACUGGUCUCUCCUUCCUUGAGAAUUACAGUUUCACCCCUCUGGAGAUCCUCUGGACCUUCUCCAUCUACCUGGAGUCUGUGGCGAUCCUGCCCCAGCUCUUCAUGAUCAGCAAGACUGGGGAGGCCGAGACCAUCACCACUCACUACCUUUUCUUUCUGGGGCUUUACCGGGCUCUCUAUCUGGCCAACUGGAUCUGGCGGUACCACACAGAAAAUUUCUAUGACCAAAUCGCAGUGGUGUCCGGGGUGGUGCAGACCAUAUUCUACUGUGACUUCUUCUACCUGUAUGUGACCAAAGUCCUUAAAGGAAAGAAGCUAAGCCUCCCGAUGCCUGUUUGAAGACCCAACUGAGAAGUGACACAAAACCCUCGGGGGCAGCCACGGACCUGGAUUUCCUGACCACCAGCUCCUAGAGUUACUGUGUACUGUUUUUGAACAAAUGGACUUCUGGGAAGGGAUGGAAAGAACACUUUCUUUCCCCUCCCCUCCAUUCACAUCUACACUUAAUGAAGGGUGGGACAAGCUCUGGAGCUGAAGCGUGCAAUCCCUUAGCGGGCAUCCCUCAAGUCAGAAUGUUCAUUGUUUUCCAAGGUAAUUCUCCCCAAACCAGGAAGGAUCACCCAAAUGGAGUAGAUCCUCACCACCAUUCUUACUCUACUACAAUUCACAAUACAGUGAGGGUCUUCCCCCCAUAUCGGAUUUGUUGUUGUUAUUGCUUUCCUGUGACUAAGAAAGGUCUCUUUCCCUAAAUCCUUACCUCGCCUGAAUCAAAGAAUGGGCACUGCCUCAAACAGAUCUUUUUAAGAUCUUGGCUUAAAAGGCCAAGGUCUCCUACUGCAUCUAAGGCCAUCUCCAGGCAUCCCGAUCUUGUAUCAGAGAAGAGGCUGGUGAUCCCGAAGCAUGUCCCCCUCCCCCAUCUAAAUCCAAUUCACUUGUAAUGGUACCACGGUACUCCCUGACAUCAUGGCCCUCUGAGAACAAAGGACAAACACCACAUUUUUGUCAAAGCUGGGAGUAAAAUGCGAAAUGGGUGCCCUAGAAUUUUUAAGUUGUUAUUCCCUUAAAAAAAAAAAGUUUCAUAUA